Stereum hirsutum FP-91666 SS1 is the source of this 984-nucleotide messenger RNA. RefSeq lists its product as uncharacterized. Bases 64 to 945 code for a protein of 293 amino acids. The record is from RefSeq and is a predicted model, not a curated record. The transcript is spliced from 4 exons. NCBI's taxonomy places the organism in Eukaryota, Fungi, Basidiomycota, Agaricomycetes, Russulales, Stereaceae.
GCAACCACCAACGACCACCGAACUGCCCAUCGUCUUUGGGCGCGUUCAUCUAACUACACAGCGAUGUCUUGUGGAAAUCCACUGUUUCUCAAGUGGGUGAAAGGAUUCCACAGUGAGAAGGACUACAAGAAACGAGGCGGUCCUCCUCGUGCGACUGGGUACGAGAAGGCCAUCUGGGCGCUGCAAGGAUGCUCUGAGAGUUACGAGCAUCCGAAGGAGCUUUUGAAGUUGGAUGGGGUUGGGCCAACUUGCGUGAAGAGGUUAACAGAGAAACUGGAGGAAUAUUGCGAUCAAAGGGGGAUCCCUAUGCCCGAAUAUAAGCCUCCUCCUCGCAAGAAGGCUGCUCCCAGGAAGAAGAAGGCCGAGCCCUUACCCCCCGGUACCAGGAGGAACCUUGUGAAGAUCGUCGAAGCCAAUAACGAGGAUUACCCAAGGCCUGCCACGUUCUCCGCCUCUACUUCUCAAGCUCGUAGCGCUCCCAGCAAACCUGCCAGCAGGCAUCACUAUAGCGAUGAUGAGGGAGAGGAAGAGGGUGGCUCGGACGAUUUGGAACGGGAGGACCUGCUCCCCGAGGAUGAGGUCUGGGCCCCCCCGGGUGGAAGGCCCAACGCCGUUCGUCGCAGCAAAAAAGUCGCUCGUCGUCCCCUCCCGAAAAGGCUUCCUCAGGCGACACCCGCCAAGGCGAAGAAGGGACCUAUCGAGGUCUCGGAUGACUCGGAGAUCGAGCCCGUAUUCCUCUCCGACGAGCCUGAGAUCGAGGUCAAGUCGAGGGCGCAGCAGAAGAGGAAGGCCCCGGAAACAGAUGAGGAGGAGGAGGAGGAGGAGGAGGAGGAGGAGGAGGAAUAUGUUCCGGUUCAGAAGAGAAAAAAGGUUCCACACCAUGAGUUGGCGAGGAUGGCUGCUGCAAGGAGGAGAGCAGAGCCUGUGAAGCGGCGAAAGAUUUGAAUGUCGAUGGGAGGCAUCAGAAUAACAUUAGUUGUUGAC